This is a messenger RNA of Galeopterus variegatus (Sunda flying lemur), 3063 nucleotides long. RefSeq names its product solute carrier family 12 (sodium/chloride transporter), member 3 (gene SLC12A3). The coding region runs from base 1 to 3063 and encodes 1020 amino acids. The transcript is spliced from 26 exons. Gene Ontology annotation, biological process: potassium ion homeostasis; chloride transmembrane transport; sodium ion homeostasis. The record is from RefSeq and is a predicted model, not a curated record. NCBI's taxonomy places the organism in Eukaryota, Metazoa, Chordata, Mammalia, Dermoptera, Cynocephalidae. Gene Ontology annotation, cellular component: membrane. Gene Ontology annotation, molecular function: sodium:potassium:chloride symporter activity.
AUGGCAGAGCUGCCUGCGUCAGAGAUCCCUGGGGACCCUGCUCUGUGCAGUGGGCGCUUCACCAUCAGCACGCUGCUUGGGGGUGAUGAGCCCCCGCCACCAGCUGCCUAUGACAGCAGCCAUCCCAGCCACCUCACCCAUGGCAGCACCUUCUACAUGCGUACCUUUGGCUACAACACUAUUGAUGUGGUGCCUGCCUACGAGCACUAUGCCAACAGUGCCCUGCCCGGUGAGCCCCGAAAGGCCCGCCCCACGCUGGCUGACCUACACUCCUUCCUCAAGCAGGAAGGCAGACACCUGCACGCCCUGGCCUUUGACAGCCGGCCCAGCCAUGAGAUGACUGGUGGGCUGGUGGAGGAUGAGGCAGGCACCAACAGCGAGAAGAGCCCUGGGGAGCCCGUGCGCUUCGGCUGGGUCAAGGGGGUGAUGAUUCGUUGCAUGCUCAACAUCUGGGGCGUGAUCCUCUACCUGCGGCUCCCCUGGAUUACAGCCCAGGCAGGAAUUGUCCUGACGUGGAUCAUCAUCCUGCUCUCGGUCACAGUGACCUCCAUCACAGGCCUCUCCAUCUCAGCCAUCUCCACCAACGGCAAGGUCAAGUCAGGUGGCACUUACUUCCUCAUCUCCCGGAGUCUGGGCCCAGAGCUAGGGGGCUCCAUCGGCCUCAUUUUCGCUUUUGCCAAUGCCGUGGGUGUGGCCAUGCACACAGUGGGCUUUGCAGAGACUGUGCGGGACCUGCUCCAGGAGUAUGGCACGCCCAUCGUGGACCCCAUUAACGACAUCCGCAUCAUUGGUGUGGUCACGGUCACUGUGCUGCUGGCCAUCUCCCUGGCUGGCAUGGAGUGGGAGUCCAAGGCCCAGGUGCUGUUCUUCCUUGUCAUCAUGGUCUCCUUCAUCAACUACUUGGUGGGGACACUGAUCCCCCCAUCUGAGGACAAGGCCUCCAAAGGCUUCUUCAGCUACCAUGGGGACAUUUUUGUCCAGAACUUGGUGCCUGACUGGCGAGGUCCAGAUGGCAGCUUCUUUGGGAUGUUCUCCAUCUUCUUCCCCUCAGCCACAGGCAUCUUGGCGGGGGCCAACAUCUCCGGAGACCUCAAGGACCCUGCUGUAGCCAUCCCCAAGGGGACGCUCAUGGCCAUUUUCUGGACCACAGUGUCCUACUUGGCCAUCUCAGCCACAAUCGGCUCCUGCGUGGUACGGGAUGCCUCUGGGGUCCUGAAUGACACAGUGACCUCUGGCUGGGGUGCCUGUGAGGGGCUGGCCUGCGGCUAUGGCUGGAACUUCACCGAGUGCACCCAACAGCACAGCUGCCGCUAUGGCCUCAUCAACUACUACCAGACUAUGAGCAUGGUGUCAGGCUUUGCCCCCCUGAUCACAGCUGGCAUCUUUGGGGCCACCCUCUCCUCUGCCCUGGCCUGCCUAGUCUCCGCUGCCAAAGUCUUCCAGCGCCUGUGUGAGGACCAGCUGUACCCGCUGAUCGGCUUCUUUGGCAAAGGCUAUGGCAAGAACAAUGAGCCUGUGCGUGGCUACCUGCUGGCCUAUGUCAUUGCCGUGGCCUUCAUCAUCAUUGCCGAGCUCAAUACCAUCGCCCCCAUCAUUUCCAACUUCUUCCUGUGCUCCUACGCUCUCAUCAACUUCAGCUGCUUCCAUGCCUCCAUCACCAACUCGCCUGGGUGGAGACCCUCCUUCCGGUACUACAGCAAGUGGGCGGCGUUGUUUGGGGCAGUCAUCUCCGUGGUCAUCAUGUUCCUCCUGACCUGGUGGGCGGCUCUCAUUGCCAUCGGCGUCGUGCUCUUCCUCCUGCUCUACGUGAUCUACAAGAAGCCAGAGGUAAACUGGGGUUCCUCGGUGCAGGCCAGCUCCUACAACCUGGCCCUGAGCUACGCGGUGGGCCUUAACGAGGUGGAAGACCACAUCAAAAACUUCCGCCCCCAGUGCCUGGUGCUCACCGGGCCCCCCAACUUCCGCCCGGCCCUGGUAGAUUUUGUGGGCACCUUCACCCGGAACCUCAGCCUAAUGAUCUGUGGCCACGUGCUCAUCGGACCCCGCAAGCAGAGGAUGCCUGAGCUCCGGCUCAUUGCCAACGGGCACACCAAGUGGUUGAUCAAGAGGAAGAUCAAGACCUUUUACUCGGAUGUCAUCGCUGAGGACCUCCGCAGUGGGGUCCAGAUGCUUAUGCAGGCUGCAGGUCUCGGGAGAAUGAAGCCCAACAUGCUGGUGGUUGGGUUCAAGAAGAACUGGCAGUUGGCUCACCCAGCCGCAGUGGAAGACUACAUCGGCAUCCUGCACGAUGCCUUUGAUUUCAACUACGGCGUGUGUGUCAUGAGGAUGCGUGAAGGGCUCAACAUCUCAGAGGUGAUGCAGGCACACAUUAACCCCGUGUUUGACCCAGCAGAGGAUGGCAAGGAAACCAGUGCCAGCGGCGCCAGGCCAUCCAUCUCUGGCACAUUGGCCCCCGAGGCACUGGUGCAGGAGGAGCAGGCCAGCACCAUCUUCCAGUCAGAGCAGGGCAAGAAGACCAUUGACAUCUACUGGCUCUUCGACGAUGGAGGCCUCACCCUCCUCAUCCCCUACCUCCUUGGCCGUAAGAAGAGGUGGAGCAAAUGCAAGAUCCGCGUGUUUGUCGGGGGCCAGAUCAGCAGGAUGGACCAGGAGAGAAAAGCGGGGGUCCUGGGAUUGUCCCGAAGCCACUGGCUGGCUAUGUCCAGGCCACAGCAGUGCAUUAAGCGGUUUGAGGACAUGAUUGCACCCUUCCGCCUGAAUGAUGGCUUCAAGGACGAGGCCACUGUCACUGAGAUGAGGCAGGACUUCCCCUGGAAGAUCUCGGACGAGGAGAUUAACAAGAACAGAAUUAAGUCCUUUCGGCAGGUGAGGCUGAAUGAGAUCCUGCUGGAUUACUCCCGAGAUGCUGCCCUUGUGGUCGUCACCUUGCCUGUAGGGAGGAAGGGGAAAUGUCCAAGCUCGCUGUACAUGGCCUGGCUGGAGACCCUGUCCCAGGACCUCAGACCUCCGGUCAUCCUGAUCCGAGGAAACCAGGAAAAUGUGCUCACCUUUUACUGCCAGUAA